This is a messenger RNA of Didymodactylos carnosus, 294 nucleotides long. NCBI's taxonomy places the organism in Eukaryota, Metazoa, Rotifera, Eurotatoria, Philodinida, Philodinidae. The record is from the annotation of a GenBank genome assembly.
AUGUGUCUGUGGGAUCCGGUAUUUGGCGUCGAUGGCCCUCAUCCGUAUGGACAAUGGGGCGUUUAUUUACCAAAUGAGCUGGUGAUGGAAACAGUCACAUGGAUGUCGGCCAAUCAUGGGGAAUUUGAAGUGCUGUUCCAUCCGAAUACAGGCGAAAUGGUCGGUGAUCAUGAUAGUGAACGAAGAGCAAUGUGGAUCAAACAACAGGUGCCGUUAGAUUUGGACUUUCUUAUUUGGCUACAAUGCAAGUGGUUCGGAUGCAAUGACGGUUUGGCGCAUCAGACGAGCAAAUGA